Molecule: messenger RNA, 449 nt
Organism: Durio zibethinus
Lineage: Eukaryota; Viridiplantae; Streptophyta; Magnoliopsida; Malvales; Malvaceae
Source: RefSeq, a predicted model, not a curated record
GGUGCCUAUGCCUAAUUGAGGAUCAAUGUCAAAUGAUAGCAUGAAAUCAAUGGAUAUGCACAUGAGCUUCUACUGGGGUAAUGAUGUAACAGUUCUGUUCUCCGGGUGGCCUGAAAGCAAUUCCGGCAUGUAUGUAUUGGCGCUCCUCUUCGUUCUGCUGCUAGCCGCUGGUAUUGAGGUUCUGUCUAUGUUAUCAGCAGUUGAACCUGGCACCAGGCAAAUAUUUGUAGCUUUCACUCAUGCCAGUGUUUACUUUGUUCGAAUGUGCUUUGCUUACAUGUCCUACAAUAUUGGAAUCUUCAUAGCUGCCAAGCUGGCCAUUCUAUCGGGUUCUUCAUCGUCAAGUUUCGUGCUUUGGCUAAGGACACCGAGCAGCGGUACGUCUCCCAACGGCAUCCCUUCUAAAAUUUGAUAGUAUUAUAGUACUGAUAGCGUUGCCCGAGCUUAAC